AUGCCAGCUUAUGCUAAAUGUUUGAAGGAGAUAUUGUCCAAGAAGCGAAAAGUGGAAGAGACAUUGGUGGUCAAGCUAACAGAGCCCUGUAGUGCCAUCUUGCAAAAUAAGCUCCCUAAAAAUUGUGGAGAUCCAGGGAAUUUUAGUAUACCUUGCUCUUUAGGAAGUACUAAAUUUAAAAAAUCUUUUUAUGAUUUAGGUGCUUCCAUUAGUCUUAUUCCUUUGUCUAUUUUUAGGAAAUUGGAAGGAGAGAUUGGAGAGAUCAGGUCGGUACCUGUGUCCUUGCAGCUGGCGGAUCUGACCACAAUCAUACCGGAAGGAAUAGUGGAGGAUGUGCUAGUUCGGGUGGACAAAUUUGUGUUCCCGGUGGACUUCAUUGUGGUGAACAUGGGUGAAAAUAGGGAGGCCCCGCUGAUUUUAGGAAGACCAUUCUUGGCUACGGGCAGAGCAAUUAUGGAUAUUUAG
Nicotiana tabacum (common tobacco) is the source of this 465-nucleotide messenger RNA. Lineage: Eukaryota; Viridiplantae; Streptophyta; Magnoliopsida; Solanales; Solanaceae. The record is from RefSeq and is a predicted model, not a curated record.